This is a messenger RNA of Nylanderia fulva, 4346 nucleotides long. Lineage: Eukaryota; Metazoa; Arthropoda; Insecta; Hymenoptera; Formicidae. The record is from RefSeq and is a predicted model, not a curated record.
AUCGUGCUCGUAACAGUCGCGACUAAACUUGCGUGCAGCUCGCCACGUGCGUGCUCGAUGCACCAGCCGAGUGUCUCCUAACUCGCGAAGCGGCCAACUUCCCGAAAAACUUCGCGCAAUAAUGUGACUUUUUUUUUUUUUUUAAAAAAAGCAAUAUUAGUGCGUAGAUGAAAAACGCGGCAAAUAUAUAUUCGAAUUUCAAAAUAUCGAGGUCCACGAUAUAUUCGAAAGGAAAAAAAAAGAGAAUUAGUGCAGUUCCGGAAUAUCUCUCACGAUAUAUACACCCAUCCUCGAAUAAACGGGCCUUUCAUCGUGGAAUCUUAUAUACGCGGUUACUCAUUUUACAGCGGUGUGUGCUUUUUUUUCACGCGUUUCACGAGCCGACUUCUUCCGUCUACUAUUCUCGAGAAUCGUCCUUAAAGGUGGAUGGACUGUAAUAACGGAUUGAAGUUGUUCGUUUCCCCCCGUCUUCGAGUAAACUCGCGUAUACAUAUAUUUUAUAUAUAUAUAUCAGGCGCGCGAUAAGAUGUGAGCAGGGCGGCUUCUUGCAAUCGAGCAAUUUCUCCGAGAACAAGCAAAUUCUUCGAGUGCACAUAUAAUACAUAUAUCGAGAAUCGUUUCCUCGCUGCAGUCUCACGCUUUAAAGUUCUCAACAUCCGCAGCAGUAUAGUGGUCGAGUGCCACGUGGGUGUUAUCGGGCUAGAAGUCGCUCCGAUAGAAUUCGCACGUAGGGAGCGAUUAUAUGCGAACGAGUUCAUUCAUCGUACGGAUUCCAGCUCGUCGGAAGUGACGACGACUUCCUCGCUGCCUGCUGGUGGCAGUGGUAGAGUGCCAGUGGUAGAGUGACACUAGUGUUUGUGCGCUCGCGCACACGCGCACUCGCGAGAACUCGCGCGCGAGUGCACGCGCGGCUGACCUAGAGGAAGCGAAAGGAGAAGAAAGAGAGGAUGUCGACUCGCCGCCGAGCGACCGCGACCGCGUCGUGCGGCGAGAUGCAGCGUCCUGUUGUCGGUCGACGGUCAGUGGCUCUUUGAAGGUUUCGUCUUAUCGACGAUGGACAGGAUCGUUCGAGCGGAUGAGAGCUCGGGAGAGAUCGCGCCUUCUUAUUGUGUCCUUGUUGUUGAUCCCCGACGACGCGAUAGCCAGCACGAUUAUGCAGCUGAAGAAAGCGAUGCUUAAGAUAUUCGAUCAAUGCCUGCACUUGCGGAGCAUCGAGGAGCCGAGGAUGACGGCGGAGACGGCGGCUCCCUGCGUACAGGGAGUACAAGGAGCACAGACCGGCGUGGCCAGCCAGAGUAUGUUGCAACAGGUGCAGGAUGGAAGUGGUGGCAGCGGCGGCGGCGGCGGUGCUUAUUAUUCCUCGACGUCGACUGUCUACGAUCCGGAGUAUGCUCGGAUGGAGGCUUGGCUCGACGAGCAUCCAGACUUCGUCAACGAUUACUUCUUACGGAAGGUGACACGGCAGACCGUAGACAUGUGGCUGGUGUCACACGCGACGCCGACCUCGUCGUCCAGCAGCUGCAUGGAGCUCUCCAGCCCGACCCACGCGGCCGGCAACUCGUCCUCCGGACGUGGUGGUGGCGGUGCUGGUUCGGGUGCCACGACACCCGUACGCAAGAUCUCGGCGCACGAGUUUGAACGAGGGGGCCUUCUCAAACCGAUCGUCAACACGAUCGACGGAACGCCGACCUUUUUGAGUGUCUCGCCAGGCGACAUGGGUCAACCGGGUGGCGCCCAGGUCGGAUCCGGAUCGAUAAACUCGAACCGACCUCAAAGACGAUCCAGGCACGAGCUCAGGCACCUCGACGAGAAGGAUCUCAUUUUCGAGUUGGUCAAGGACAUUUGCAAUGAGCUGGACGUGAGAUCGUUGUGCCAUAAAAUCCUGCAGAACGUGAGCACGCUUCUCCACGCGGAUCGCGGCUCGCUGUUUCUCGUCCAGGGCGAAAGAAGCGGCACCAACGUCAGCGUGCCGUCUUCUCACACCGAGAAUCACGAGGUCGUCGCGAAUGACUUCGACAACGAAAAUCCGCGACGUAACGAACAAUCCUAUUCGAGGAGCCGAUGUCUAGUGUCGAAACUCUUCGAUGUUUGUUCGAGGUCGACGUUGCUAGAGAUGGAAAAGAAAGAUGAGAUUAAGAUUCCCUGGGGCACCGGAAUCGUCGGCUACGUCGCUGAGAGCGGGGAACCCGUCAAUAUACCUGACGCUUACAAAGACUCGAGGUUUAACCGCGAAAUUGACGCAUUAACGGGAUACCGUACGCGUGCCUUACUAUGCAUGCCUAUUAAAGAUUGCAAUGGUGACGUAAUUGGCGUGGCACAGGUAAUCAACAAGCUCGGCGGCGAAGGACAAUUCACUGCGCAAGACGAAAAGAUUUUCGCCGGUUACUUACAAUUCUGUGGUAUCGGUUUAAGAAACGCGCAGCUUUACGAGAAGAGUCAAUUGGAAGUGAAAAGAAAUCAGGUUUUAUUGGAUCUGGCUCGAAUGAUUUUCGAGGAACAAAGCACGAUAGAGCACAUGGUUUUUAGAAUUCUUACGCAUACGCAAUCGUUGAUUCAAUGCCAACGUGUUCAGGUGUUGCUCGUGCACAAAGCUUCGAAAGGCAGUUUCUCUCGCGUCUUCGACUUUGAGGCGAACGAUCUCGCUGGCGAAGAUUCCGAUUCUCGCACUAGUCCAUUUGAGAGUAGAUUUCCUAUUAACGUCGGCAUCACGGGUUAUGUAGCGACAACCGGUGAAACUGUCAAUAUACCUAGCGCUUAUGAGGAUCCGAGAUUCGAUCCACUAGUGGAUGAUGGUACUGGUUUUAGGCAUCGUACGAUUCUUUGCAUGGCUAUUAAGAACUCCUCCGGUCAGAUAAUCGGUGUCAUCCAGUUGAUCAAUAAAUUCGACGAUCUGCCUUUUACAAAGAACGAUGAGAAUUUCGUCGAGGCGUUCGCGAUAUUCUGCGGGAUGGGAAUUCAUAAUACGCAUAUGUACGAGAAAGCUGUGAUAGCAAUGGCGAAACAGAGCGUCACUUUAGAAGUGUUGAGUUAUCAUGCAUCGGCGUCGUUGGAAGACGCACAGAGAUUGCGGAAUUUAAGAGUCCCGUCAUCGGUACAUUUUCAACUGCACGAUUUCAAGUUUGACGAUAUACAUAUGGAGGACGACGAGACUCUCACCGCGUGUCUUAGAAUGUUUCUCGAUCUGGAUUUUGUCGAACGGUUUCACAUCGAUUACGACGUACUCUGCCGUUGGUUGUUGAGUGUGAAGAAAAAUUAUCGAAACGUUACGUAUCACAAUUGGCGACACGCCUUUAACGUGGCUCAAAUGAUGUUCGCUAUUUUAACAGCUACGCAAUGGUGGAAGAUCUUUGGCGAAAUCGAAUGUCUCGCACUUAUCAUCGCCUGCUUAUGUCACGAUCUCGAUCAUCGCGGAACAAACAAUUCUUUUCAAAUCAAAGCCUCUUCGCCAUUGGCACAGCUGUACUCGACCUCAACGAUGGAACAUCAUCACUUUGAUCAAUGUCUGAUGAUCUUGAGCAGUCAGGGCAAUCAAAUUCUAUCGAAUCUUUCGCCAGAAGAAUAUUCGCGCGUAGUGAAGGUUCUCGAAGAAGCGAUACUCUCGACCGAUUUGGCCGUUUACUUUAGAAAACGUGGUGCUUUCCUCAGUUUAGCACGUAGUGGUGGUUACAACUGGGCCUACAAUGAUCAUCGAGAGCUUUUGCGUGGAAUGCUAAUGACAGUCUGUGAUCUCGCCGCGAUUACGAAACCGUGGGAAGUCGAGAAAAGAGUAGCCGAGCUCGUUAGCAGCGAGUUUUUUGAACAGGGCGACAUAGAGAGACGGACGCUCAACAUUACGCCUAUUGAUAUUAUGAAUCGAGAGAAAGAGGACCAAUUGCCAAUGAUGCAAGUCGGCUUUAUCGAUUCGAUCUGCCUUCCUAUUUACGAGGCGUUUGCCCAACUGUCGGAUAAACUUGUGCCGCUCGUUGAUGGAGUGACAAUGAAUAAGCAACAUUGGUUGAAAAUUGCCGAGAGCAAGAGUCAAGCGGAGAACUGCACAAAUCACGAUAGGACGCCGUCAACGUCGGUGUCUGAUAACGAGGAGACCAGUGAACAAGCGGACCAAUAGUCAUUACAUUGACGUCACUGAUUGCUAGAAUACACAAAAUGGAGCCGUAGCGAUCGUCCGUCAGUCACGUCAAAAAGAGAAAAAAAUACGGGAUAUAGUUUAUCUUUUACGGAUCGUUUCCAGUGGCAACUGGUUUUCUCAUCUCAAUUAUCAGGGCCUGUGUCUUGCGUGUCUGCUAUGAAACAGGUGAUACAUACAUAUGUACAUAAGUUAUAUAUAUGUAUGUAUAAAUUUAUGUAUA